CUGCUAAGAUCAACACACAAGACUCACCAUCAGUUCUAACGAAUGCUGACCUGGCCAAGAUGGCCAGUGCAGGAGUGUGUUGUGCCAACUUGGAGCACCCUGAGGCCCUGAUGAAGAUGGGGCUGAGCAUGGUCCUUGUUGGCCAUGUUAACUUCUUGCUGGCAGCGCUGGUGCACGGUGUGGUGCUCAGACACAUCAACCUCCACCAGCAGGCCAGAGCCAUGGAGUACGCUAUCUCUAAUGUGGUGGCUCUCACAUCUGGCCUGGUGGGAAUUGUUGUUGGCAUUCUGGGUAUUGUCCUGUCCAAAAACAAGAAGAGCAGAAGUCUGACGUUGGCACUUCUCACUGUCAGUCUGGCUGCAGCCCUCAUGGCAGCAGCUUCAGCCAUUGGACUCUUCGUGUCUGUUGUGAGGGCUAUCAUUCACGGUGGGCGGAGCCUCCUGACUCACUGCCGCUUCCCUGACGCCAUUGGCUACUCCAGCAUCACCAAUGAGUGUCCUUUUGACCCCACGCGCAUCUAUAGUACCACUCUGAUCCUGUGGGUGCCUCUGAUUGUGACUUGUACCAUCCAGUUGAUAUUUUCCGCCCGGUGCUUUUCUGUGUGCAUUUCGUUCUUGGGUCUGCCUUGCUGCCUUCACAGGAAGAAACCUAGAGACUAUAACAGAGCGAUCAAUGUGGUGAGGCCAAUCAAGGAAGCUGCUCCGUCUCGCUAUACUGAACCUCCAAGAAGUCAUAACGAAACUCCAACAUGCUAUUCUGAAUCCCCAAGACGCUUCAAUGAACCUCCAAGAAGUCUUAACGAAACUCCAACAUGCUAUUCUGAAUCCCCAAGACGCUUCAAUGAACCUUCAAGACGAAAUACCGAGCCUCCCAGACAGCACCGCCAACCUCCUCCUCCACAGCAUCUCCCCAGUCAGCACAGAAGUCUUCCUCCCUCAGAGAGGCGGCCUCUUCGUCCACCGCACAGAGAAAGGUCAAACAGAGAAAGGCCGGAAACGAGGGCUGGCAGCCAGCAAAGGGCACCAGAGGAACACCGACUGCUGGAGAGAGGGACGAUGGAAAGGUCCAGCUUCUGGGUUUAGCUGUUUAGCAUUUGAGAUGCAGAAGCUUCUUGAAUAAUGAGAACAAGGUACUGUGAAGGUAUAUGCUUCUAGCUGUAUCAUUUGGAUUUGAACAUCAUACACAACCCUCUUUUAUUAUCAGUGUUUCAAAAUUGUGGGCUCAGAGACUGGAGAUGUUUUAUUUAGCAUUGCAAUGAACCUGAGCUAAUACCUGGUGUAUACCAUUUCUACAUCUUGGAGAUGGUUUGCAGUGUGCAGAACCCUAGUUACUGGACAUGUAUGUGAGUGUGUCUUACAGGAGGAAUUUGUUCAGAGUUCAAGAGAUAGGUCAACAUUUUGGAGGCUUAUUCACAUUUUUUUAGAGUUAGAUCAGAAGCUUGAUUGAUCUUUUUACUCUUGGCAAGUUUGACACAUUUCUCAAACUGUCCAAUCAAGUCCUUAUUUUUGUGUUACACAUGUAAUGGAGGCAUACAGUACAGGAAGUAAUACAGUGUACAGAAAGUGUGUGGGUGUGCCUUCAACCCUCUACCUUUUUUUUUUUUUGUUGAGAGUGAAGUCGUUGGUGUUCCUUGCCUGUUUGAGUAAUUAAGAAUCAGGUGUGUGUGUGUGUGUGUGUGUGUGUGUGUGUGUGUGUGUGUGUGUGUGCAUUUUUUCUCCAGUUAGGUCAAGAGAAACUGGUUACAUGUGAAACUUGUUCUACACGAUUUUUGUAUUUAUUAAGUAAAUAAAGUUUGUAUUCAUAAUUA
Molecule: messenger RNA, 1807 nt
Organism: Scomber japonicus (chub mackerel)
Lineage: Eukaryota; Metazoa; Chordata; Actinopteri; Scombriformes; Scombridae
Gene: tmem54b
Product: transmembrane protein 54b
Exons: 6
Coding region: 60-1082 (340 amino acids)
Source: RefSeq, a predicted model, not a curated record